This is a messenger RNA of Penicillium angulare, 1236 nucleotides long. RefSeq lists its product as uncharacterized. The record is from RefSeq and is a predicted model, not a curated record. The transcript is spliced from 2 exons. Bases 1 to 1236 code for a protein of 411 amino acids. NCBI's taxonomy places the organism in Eukaryota, Fungi, Ascomycota, Eurotiomycetes, Eurotiales, Aspergillaceae.
AUGCGACGACCAGUCCUUCCAAAUGAUGCAUUUGAAGCCAAUGUACAUGCUGAAGUAAAUUCUCUUCGCGCAAAAAUCAAUGAAAAGCAUCUUUGCGAGCGCGCCUCUGAACUAAGUGGCGGUGUUGGAUGCAAGAUUGAACACACACCGGCAUGGGGAAAGGGGGCUCUUACGGGAUGUGCCAACUAUCAUGCUCGUAUUCGAUUUUCCAAUAACUCUGUCUGGCUUAUUCGAGUGCCCCGAAUGAAUGGCUGUAUACCGCAAUCCCUCGUUGACUAUCUUAUUUGUAGCGAAUAUGCUGCACUGAAAUUUCUUGAGAUGACCAAGGUACCUGCUCCCCGUGUAUAUGAUUUUGGUGUCUCUACUGACAGCAACAGUGUGGAUGUAAGCUAUAUUCUCAUGGAACAAAUGCCUGGCAAACCCUGGAACGGACAAGGACCACGGGGGAAGAGAUUUGCAGAUGACGAGGACAAGAAGAAGGUGUGGAAUGGCUUAGCGUAUAUUCUGAUCGAGCUCAGUCGCCAUUCUUUUUCUCGAAUCGGGCCUCUUUUGCCAGGAUGUUCGGAGUCAGGAAUCUCUGCGCUUGCUAGUGAACGUUUCCUUGUACUAAGUCCUUCCGGGCCUUUCAGUACAGCUAAGUACUACUAUGCUUCAUAUGUGGAGCAAAAUAUGGCACUUAUUGCGGAUGGUCAACUCUUUCCAUCUUACCCUGUCAAUGUGUAUUUGGUAAUUCUGUAUUUGAACGACCAAAUCCAGGUUCUUGUAGAAAAUGCACACGCAACAGAGCAAUUCUAUCUCAAGCAUGUGGAUGAUAAAGGUGAUCAUCUAAUGGUGGAUGAUGAUCUCAACAUUACCGGUAUUAUUUGUUGGCGAAUGACUCGAACUGUUCCUGCUAGGGAAUCCUUUGGGCCAUCACUAGUAACAGCAGACAUGGGUGCUAUCUAUGAUGGGUGGUCAUCUCUCACGGUUCAUGUUCUCGCAUUGGCUCACUUCUUAAGGGAAGAGGGAGAGCCUGGGCUGGCUGAUCUCAUGAGCAAAGACGAGAAACUCCGAAGAUUAUUCUUUGGGCUUGACGUUGAUCCUCCUUGGGAAGAGACAUUGUUGUUGAUAGGAGGUAUAUGGGCUGUAUUUGGAGUUGAGAGGAACACGGAGUGGAGGGACUGGAAGAGGGACAUGAUGGGGAAGCAUUCUCAUGAUGAACGUCUUAAAAAACUAAUUGAUAACUCUGGAGAGUGA